AUGGGAGCGAUGGAGGAAGAGCUGAAAUGUCCCGUUUGCGGGUCUUUCUUCAAGGACCCGAUCCUGCUGCCGUGUUCUCACAACGUCUGCCUGGCGUGCGCGCGGAACAUCACCGUGCAGACGCCGGACGGAGAGACCCCGGCGCAGAGCCGCGCCUCGGGCAGCUCCGACUACGACUACCUGGACAUGGACAAGAUGAGUCUGUACAGCGAGACGGACAGCGGCUACGGCUCCUACACCCCGUGCCAGCUCAAAUCUCCCAACGGGGUGCGGGUGUUCCCUCCGGUCGCGCAUCGAAACUGCUCCCUCACCUGUCCGCUGUGCCACCGGAGCGUCUCCUUGGACGAGCGGGGGCUCAGGGGGUUCCCUCGGAACCGGCUGCUGGAGGCCAUCGUGGCUCGGUACCAGCAGACCCGCGGCGCCUCCUCCUCCUCCUCCGGGGUGAAGUGUCAGCUGUGCGACCGCAACCCGGUGGCGGCGACGGUGAUGUGCGAGCAGUGCGACGUCUACUACUGUCACUCCUGCCAGCAGCGGUGCCACCCGUCCCGCGGUCCGCUGGCCAAGCACCGCCUGGUACCUCCGCCGAACCAAGCGGCAGGAGGAGCAGGGGCGGCUGGCGGUGGAGGAGGUGCUGCCGGCGGAGGGAGCGGCGGGCACCCGCCGCCGGUGACCGCCCGGAAACCGGCGACGUGCGUGGAUCACGAGGCGGAAAACUUCAACAUGUACUGCUGCAGCUGCAGGGCUCCGGUGUGCGUGAAGUGUCUGGAGGAGGGGAAGCACGCCAAGCACGACGUCAAACCGCUGGGUGUGAUGUGGAAGCAACACAAAUGUCAGCUCUCGCAGGCUCUAAGCGGCGUGUCGGACAAAGCUAAAGAGGCAAAAGAGUUCCUGGUUCAACUCAAGAACAUGCUUCAGCAGAUACAGGAAAAUGGUGUGGAGUUUGAAGCUUGCCUCGUGGCACAGUGCGACUCUCUGAUAGAGGCGCUGACCAGACAGAAAGCCAAACUGCUCACCAAGGUCACCAAGGAGAAGGAGUACAAACUGAAGGUGGUACGUGACCAGAUCACCCACUGCACCAUGAAGCUGCGGCAGACCACCGGCAUGAUGGAGUACUGCCUGGAAGUUCUGAAGGAGAACGACCCGAGUGGUUUCCUGCAGAUCUCUGACGCCCUGAUCAAACGGGUGACGUCGUCUCAGGACCAGUGGGUGAAAGGGGCCCUGGAGCCGAAGGCCGGCCCCGACUUUGACCUCACCCUCAGCACAGACUCACUGCUGCAGACCAUCCUGCAGCUGGACUUUCGUCAGGUGGAGUCCGGACCCUCGGUGCCGCCUGCCCCCCUCCUGCAGCUGGAGAAGUGCUGCACCAGGAAUAACAGCGCCACCUUGGCCUGGAGGGUGACGGUGCCGCCGGAGAACCCCAUGGAGGGCUACAUCCUGGAGCUGGACGACGGCAACGGAGGACAGUACAGGGAGGUGUACGUGGGGAAGGAGACGGUGUGCACGGUGGACGGGCUGCAUUUCAACAGCUCCUACAACGCCCGGGUGAAAGCCUACAACAACGUCGGCGUGGGACCGUACAGCAAGACGGUGGUGCUGAAGACUUCUGACGGUACGUGUGACGAGAACUCGCUUCCUGAGGGUUCUGCUUUUGCUAAAUGUCGUGUUCUUCGUACAGUGGCAUGGUUCACCUUUGACCCCACCUCAGCUCACCGGGACAUCGUUUUGACGAAUGAAAACCAGACAGCUUCGUGUAACAGCUACGACGACCGGGUGGUUCUGGGGACUGCUGCUUUUUCUAAGGGCGUUCACUACUGGGAGGUCAGCGUCGAUCGCUAUGACAACCACCCAGACCCUGCAUUUGGUGUGGCGAGGAUCAACACCAUGAAGGAGAUGAUGCUGGGGAAAGACGACAAGGCCUGGGCCAUGUAUGUGGACAACAACCGCUCCUGGUUCAUGCACAACAACUCCCACACCAACAGAGCGGAGGGGGGCAUCAAUAAGGGCUCCACCGUGGGCGUCCUGCUGGAUCUGACGAAACGCACGUUAACUUUCUACGUAAACAAGGAGCAGCACGGACCAACAGCCUUCGAGAACCUGGACGGGGUGUUUGUUCCUGCCGUUAGCCUCAACAGAAACGUUCAGGUGACCUUACUGACAGGCCUGGAGGUGCCAAAGAACAUGAAACAGUGAGAGCCGCUUCCUCCUCCCCGAGCGUGCCCUGCAUACAAACCUUGGAUGUCACGCCCGGCCUCGGCUGCAGCUUUUUCCUGAAGCGUCAGGCGGGAUUCCUCCUGCCCUCCAGGUGCCCUUUGUCUCAGAAACGCCACGAUGUUUUUGAACGAAGGGAUAAUUCUGAGUCCUGAUUGGCUGUAAACUCCUGUGGACUUCAAAACAAGCAUGUAAAGGUAAAUUAAUCACAUCCCAGUUUAACCAGAACGACUCCGGUACAUGAAACAGAUUUUACGUUGUCAACCUUAAAUAAUGAAACCAAACCAACAGAAGACGUUUUCACUGUGCAGUAUUUUAAAGAAUCACACCACGGUUUACAGCAACACGGUGCUUUCAGAGCUGAAGACGGGACGAAAACGAUCCCGCUGCAUUUAUUUACAUCUAGAAGUUACAAGAAGAAGCUUUCAUUUGGCUCUCGGAGGGACUGAGCAACCAGGAGACGGUUGUUGUGGGAGUCGUUUCAUUGUUGAGCUGCAUUUAACUCCAUUUAAUUUAUCUGUUAGUUGGAAUCACGAUCUGUCUGUUGUGAAGCAGCUCAGAGGUUUUCGGUGCCGUUGUCUAAAAGGUUUUUACUCCGAUGUCGAUCUAAAAAAAUAAUGGGCUGAAUUCCAUUUCAUUAAAAAGGAAUAAACCUGGGAGUCGACCUCCUGCAGUGAAGCUGAUCUGAGCUCAUUUCACUUCCUUCUUCGAGGAAAACUUUUCACCGGCUCUAAUUUACUUUGAGACGAACACUUAAAAUUAAAAUUUAGAUUAAUCUCUCUGAUAGAGUAAGUGUCGAGAUGAGAAAAACCACAGACUUUAUAAAUGUGGUAAAAAAAAAAAAAAAGUUGAUAUUGUCAUAAACAUUUGAAGCAGCAGCCAAACCAGUUUAAACUCUAUAUGGUGGAGAACGAACGUGAUGACCUAACAGACAUUACCAGUAAACAGGUAAUGGUCCAAAACAGAAAAGUUUUAACUGAUUGAGAUUCAAGAUGAACAUUUAAAGAAACUAAAGUGAAACCGUUCCCCUGAGGGUCGCUUUGCUCUGAAGCAGACUGAUUAUAGAGUUGUCCCUCGCUACUUCGCAGUUCGUUCAUCGCAGGUUUUCAAAAUAAGAGUGGACAUGACACACAUUUG
Nematolebias whitei (Rio pearlfish) is the source of this 3345-nucleotide messenger RNA. Its product is annotated as tripartite motif-containing protein 67. Lineage: Eukaryota; Metazoa; Chordata; Actinopteri; Cyprinodontiformes; Rivulidae. The record is from RefSeq and is a predicted model, not a curated record. The coding region runs from base 1 to 2190 and encodes 729 amino acids. Gene Ontology annotation, molecular function: protein binding; zinc ion binding. The transcript has 11 exons.